This is a messenger RNA of Fusarium redolens, 365 nucleotides long. RefSeq lists its product as uncharacterized. Bases 17 to 190 code for a protein of 57 amino acids. The record is from RefSeq and is a predicted model, not a curated record. Lineage: Eukaryota; Fungi; Ascomycota; Sordariomycetes; Hypocreales; Nectriaceae. The transcript has a single exon.
AACAGGGCGAAGUCGCAUGUUUCUCUCCACAAUGACAGAAGCUGCGCAUCACCCAUCUCCAAGCCCCAUCCGUGUCUGUCAUUGCGGAGCCAAACCUCCUCGGGUUGUCCCUUGCUCUCCGAUGAGCGUCUCGAUUUGGGGGUCCGGGGUAGCCGAAACCGGGCAGAUUUCCUGGGGAAGACCGAAGUGAAAGUUGAAAAUGCGGGGGAGAGAAGGUUACCGGAGAUGGAGAAGACGCUAGAUAUGCACAGUGUGUCCCUCCCUAGCCAAGGUGAGACUGAGUGGAUGAGAAAGUGUCCAGGGUGGGGACCGUGCUUUUUGUUUAAAGUGCAGCCCUCCCGCGAAUUCAGUAUUUCUAUGUGUCA